AUGGAGGUGGAGGACGAGGGAAUACGCUCUCCACACAAUCGUGGAGAAGCGUGUGUUCCCGAGAGCUUCUUUGAUCGCGUAACGCAAGGGUUACGCGGCGAUCUCGAACAUGAGCGGGACAGGCGUCUCCAACUGGCGGACGCUGUCUCGAAACAUCGAGCUGAGUUUGCCUUUGCUCAGCUUGAGAACGAGAGAGCUCUGACGUCUCUGCGUGACGAGCUAAGGGUAGCUCGUGGGAAUGUUGAUCGGUCUCGGGAUGAGAUAACUGCUCUUCAGACCCUUGUCGAUGCCUAUCAUCGGGAGCACAAGGCUCUCUGCGAGAUGCUUGAGCGCAAGGGCGUUCUUCAUCGGAAGAAGCAGCGUACUGAUGGUACGGCUUAA
This is a messenger RNA of Peronospora matthiolae, 381 nucleotides long. NCBI's taxonomy places the organism in Eukaryota, Oomycota, Peronosporomycetes, Peronosporales, Peronosporaceae. The record is from the annotation of a GenBank genome assembly.